Messenger RNA from Pseudocercospora fijiensis CIRAD86, 684 nucleotides. RefSeq lists its product as uncharacterized. The transcript has a single exon. The coding region runs from base 219 to 437 and encodes 72 amino acids. NCBI's taxonomy places the organism in Eukaryota, Fungi, Ascomycota, Dothideomycetes, Mycosphaerellales, Mycosphaerellaceae. The record is from RefSeq and is a predicted model, not a curated record.
GCUCUUUCCGUCCUCACCAACACAACAAUGCAGCCCCUCACCACUUCCUCAAGACGCGUCAAGAUUCGAAGACUUCUCGAAGCCCUUCCAUGUCAUAAAAGCUGCGGUACAGUACCACCCAUUGCAAGCCGCAAGCCGCAAAAACCAGCUCGGGUGUAAGUAAGCGUGCGUUGUCCCGGAUGUGACGUGAGACAACAUCUCACAUCUCUCCUAUUACGAUGCUGUGCGACGUCUCGCCAAUCUCCUCAGUACUACAACAACAACCACCACCCUCAUCUGCAGCCUCAAAGAGCUAUUUUCACUUGCCUUCUGGAACGCGCCACAGCGAGUGUUAUGCUGGAAUCCGCUCCGAUCAUCUCCCUAUAGCAACCUUCAUGCGCUUCGACACAUUGGAUGACUCGAAAAUACGACCAUCACACCAAACCCGUCGGAACUGAUGAGAGUAGAGGGAGUGAGAUGUCUCGGCAAUUGAUGGAAUGUCUCGCUCACGACUUACAUUCAUUACAGCCUGAAAGAAAAAAUAGACUUCUUUCCUCGCGCCCAUGUCUCGGAAAUUAGAAUAUACCAUGAAUGUCUGGCUCGAGAAAUGUCUCUGGUCUCGUUCCAGCCUGGCUUUAAACCCAUCCGAAGGCCGUUUUUGGAAACCCCCCCCCCCCCCCCCCCAAGAAAGGAAUUUGGAGCGAG